AGAAAUUUGAGCGUGCUCCUCUACGAUUCAAACAGCGAGCGGGCAAGAAUCAAAUGUGAAUCAUCAUCAACCUUGAGCCGAGUCGUAGUGGGGAGGAGACACUGGCUGCCACUAACAGCAUAUGGCGAGUAUUCUGACAUGUUCGGGAGGAGUUCAUGCUUAUAAAUUUGGAAUGAUAUUUUGGAUGUAUUUUCGGGAGUUCUAUUUACACUAACAUGACGCUUGUGUAACACGCAUCGUUCAACAAUCCAUAGCAGGAGAAAUCACAGUAAAAAUGGAGCGAGAUCGCUUUAAUUACUCGUGACAAACCUUAAUGAAACUCGCAGCAAAAUGUUUGCGCAGAGGAAGAUCGAUCCGGAGUUGGAGAAACUCAGAAACGAAGUGGAUGGUCCGCCGAAUUUGGAUACUGUCACCUUGAACAUCCAGAGAGAGUCGUCGCGCAUCCAUGCCGCGUACUUAUUCGAGCACAUUGGCAAAGCUACGCUGCAGAAGCUAUGCUUACUCUUAAGUUCCACGGCAACAGGGAAGAUCUACAACGGAUGGCAGGAGUUUGCAGCGCACAUGGGCUUGACAAUGGAGCAGAUACGUUGUAUAGACUACGAUUUCAAGGGACUGCAAGACCCGACGUACUACGUGCUUCUUACCUACGUGCAGUCUCCGGAUGCGACAAUGGACAAAAUUUUGAGUGCUUUGCAAAAGAUAGAGCGGUUCGACGUAAUAAGUGAGAUUAAGGAUUACAUGCAUAAUUUAGCCAGCGCUCUGUCGCAAGAUGCCGCCGAUGAAUUGGAAAUAAUUCAACCAACGCAUAUACCAAGAGCACCAUUAGUGUUGAGUCCUAUAUUGACAGAACAAUGCAAGAUUGGAGCGGCGAGAGAAAGCGAAUCAAGAAGCAUACCACAGGAUGAUCAACAGAAGCAUACUAAACAAAAGUACAGCUGCAUAGUCAUGCUGACUUUCGCGGGGGACGGUUUAGCGAUCGUCGAAUGUAUCACGAAGAUAUUCCGAUCCAAGCAGCCGCCGAUAGGUGUGCUCAUAUUACAAGAACAAAAGAAAGGCGUUUAUAGUCGCGCCGAGGAAUUUAUUGACGACUGUUUCAAGCAGGUAGAUUAUAUUAUACCGAUACUAACCAAAGGAUACAUCGAGAUGGUAAAUAACCCCGCGAAAGCAAGCGAAAAGAUACAUAAUCAUUUGGACACGAAGUACUUGAAGUACAUAUAUUCCUUGUUGAGGUACGAGUAUGUGGCGAAUGAGUGCUGCAACAAUCGCGUAAGAUGCAUCGUGCCCGAUAAGGAUGUUUAUAUUGUCGUUCGAGCGAGCCUACAUCCCACACUACAAGCAUGGUUUCGUGAAAGUGACAUCGAUGACUUUGUGAACAAUAUUCUUCUGCAUAAGUUUUGACGUGAGAACCGAAGACGCUUAGGUUCCGAUAGAACUAACGGAAUAAUCUCAUCAUAUGACCGUUAUAGUGUAUAGUGUUGAAACAUGUGCAUUUCCCUCUCAUGUUAUA
Dinoponera quadriceps is the source of this 1507-nucleotide messenger RNA. RefSeq lists its product as uncharacterized. The record is from RefSeq and is a predicted model, not a curated record. Gene Ontology annotation, biological process: signal transduction. The coding region runs from base 331 to 1398 and encodes 355 amino acids. Gene Ontology annotation, molecular function: protein binding. Lineage: Eukaryota; Metazoa; Arthropoda; Insecta; Hymenoptera; Formicidae. The transcript is spliced from 7 exons.